Jatropha curcas is the source of this 1937-nucleotide messenger RNA. RefSeq names its product pectin acetylesterase 6. Gene Ontology annotation, molecular function: pectin acetylesterase activity. Gene Ontology annotation, biological process: cell wall organization. Gene Ontology annotation, cellular component: plant-type cell wall. The record is from RefSeq and is a predicted model, not a curated record. NCBI's taxonomy places the organism in Eukaryota, Viridiplantae, Streptophyta, Magnoliopsida, Malpighiales, Euphorbiaceae.
CUGAUGAAACCAGCUGUAGAGCGUAGCAAGUAGAUAAUGGAAAAAGACCUGAAAGAGGGAAGAAAAGAAAAAAAGAGAGGGAGAUGAUGUCGUUUGGUUUGGUGAGCAUUUCACGAAGAAAGUGAACAAUAAUGUUUGAAAAAGCAACGGUCUCUUAUGCCAUAUAAUUAAAUAUUGACUUGCUUAUACUACAAAAGCAAUAAUGGCAGACGCAAAUCAAGGAAGGCCAUUUACACAGUAAAAGCUCUGAUUGACGAACCCCGCUUAAAUAAGGCAGCAGGCAGACUUCUUUUCCUUUUUACAAUUUGGAGUUCCGAAUAAUCCCCUGCAUUUCAACCAUUCCUUCUAUCUGAGCCAGAGAUGAAGCAGGGGAUGGCACUACUGACUCUGUACUUAUAUGCCUGUAGUUUGGUUGAGAUACUUUUGGGCGGAUCUGUAGAUGUUUUUGAAGAUUUGAAAUUCCCUUCUUAUCUGGACAGAGAUGCUUCGUCGCCUUCUUCUCCUGCUUCUAAACCUCUUAUGGUCGACCUCACUCUUGUUGAUGGAGCUGACUCUAAAGGAGCUGUCUGCUUGGAUGGAACAUUGCCUGGUUACCACUUGCAUCGUGGAGUUGGAUCAGGUCAGAAUAGCUGGCUUAUUCAGUUGGAGGGAGGUGGGUGGUGCAAUACCGUCAGGAAUUGUGUUUACCGGAAAACUACACGCCGUGGUUCAUCCAAGUUUAUGCAAAAGCAAUUACCAUUUACUGGAAUAUUAAGCAAUAAAGUAGAAGAAAAUCCUGAUUUCUUCAAUUGGAACAGGGUCAAGCUCCGUUACUGUGAUGGGGCGUCUUUUAGCGGGGACGGUCAGAAUGAGGCUAAACAGCUUUAUUUUCGAGGACAACGAAUCUGGUCAGUCGCUAUGGAGAAUCUGAUGGCUGAAGGAAUGCAGAACGCCACUCAGGCCCUUCUUUCUGGAUGCUCUGCUGGAGGUCUGGCAUCCAUCUUACACUGUGAUGAAUUCAGGGACCUGUUUCCACAAACUACCAAAGUAAAAUGCUUAAGUGAUGCUGGACUGUUUCUUGAUUCAGUCGACAUAUCUGGUAACCGCACGUUACGGAAUAUGUAUGAAGGUGUAGUUAGCUUACAGAAUGUGCAGAAGAAUCUGCCAAGUACUUGUACCAGCAACCUGGAUCCAACUUCAUGCUUCUUCCCUCAGAAUUUGAUCGCAAAUAUAAAGACUCCAUUGUUUAUUCUAAAUGCUGCCUAUGAUUCAUGGCAGGUACAAGAAAGUAUAGUUCCUCCAUCAGCUGAUCCUCAAGGUUCUUGGAAAGAAUGCAAACAAAAUCAUGCAGAAUGUAGUUCAUCACAGAUCCAAUUUUUGCAAGACUUCAGGAAUCAAAUGCUAGAAGCUUUAAGUGUCUUUUCGAUGUCAGCUCAAAAUGGCUUAUUCAUAAAUUCAUGUUUUGCUCAUUGCCAAUCUGAGAGGCAGGAUACAUGGUUUGCUGUUGAUUCUCCCCUCCUAAAGAAAAAGCGGAUUGCAGAAUCUGUUGGAGAUUGGUAUUUUGAUCGUGUUGAUGUUAAAGCUAUUGAUUGUGCGUACCCCUGUGAUAACACCUGCCAUAAUCUAGUUUUCAAGUGAGUGAACAACUUAUCUGCUCCUAGUUAGUUUUUCGUCACUCAUUUCACCAAUCACCAUUUGUAGAAAUCGUAUCAUUCAUGUCUGAUGACAUUAAGUCGUCACUUGCUAAAGAAAGCAAAAAGUGUGUUGCCUACAGUCGUCCCCAUUGUUGUGCUCAAACACAUGUAUUUGUUGUCUUUAUUGUCUCAGUAGAACAUUAAUGUUCACUGGGCUCAGAAAUAGAAAUAUAUUAUUCAGAUGCUAAGCUUAACUGCGCCCAUCAUUAUGUUAUUCAUUCAUCAUUAUUGCUAAUGCCAACAUAUUCUUAUGGUCAAUGUUAA